Gambusia affinis (western mosquitofish) is the source of this 1148-nucleotide messenger RNA. RefSeq lists its product as uncharacterized. Gene Ontology annotation, cellular component: cytoplasm. Bases 145 to 891 code for a protein of 248 amino acids. Gene Ontology annotation, molecular function: nucleic acid binding; 3'-5'-DNA exonuclease activity. The transcript has 2 exons. Lineage: Eukaryota; Metazoa; Chordata; Actinopteri; Cyprinodontiformes; Poeciliidae. Gene Ontology annotation, biological process: DNA catabolic process. The record is from RefSeq and is a predicted model, not a curated record.
AAAAAAAAAAAAAACAUGGACGGGGAAAUGUAGCCUAGCGCUGUUAGAACUGCGUUUCCCGACUACAGUAAGGCUUUAAUUCAACCGUUUUCAGCGGUCAGGUUUAUAUUUAGGAAUGAAUCUCUUUACUUUGGUCGCCGCGUGAUGCAACCAGAAACAGACGAAGAAGAAAACCUCAAGCAACAUCCGCUGGUUUUCUUCGACCUGGAGACUACAGGCCUGGGUCAACACUGCGAGAUCAUCCAACUGGCUGCAGUAAGCGGCGGCCACUCGCUCAACCUGUACGUCGUCCCCCGCUGUCGCAUUGAGCGAGGAGCGGCCAGAGUCACGGGCUUUAAGGUCCGCGGACAGAGACUCUACCUCGAUCGUCGCCUCGUCUUCACCAACUCCCUCAGAGAGGUCGUGGUCUCCUUCAUCGCUUUCCUUCAAAUGCUUGGUCGACCCCUCGUCGUUGGCCAUAACAUCCGAAAGUUCGACUGCCCCCUGCUGGCUCGGGCUCUCGACGAGCUGGACCUGAGAGCGCAGUUCGAGGGUUCAGUUUCGGGUUGCGUGGACACCCUUCCUCUGGCUCGGGAGCUGCUGAGGGACCGGGGCGUGCAGAGCUUUGGCCAGGAGAACCUUGUCAGGGAGCUGCUGGGGAUAAACUACAAGGCCCAUGAUGCUUUGGAGGACGUGAGAGCGUUAAAGACUCUCUAUGGCUUCCUUCAGCCGACAACAGAAGUUGUCCGCAGGCAUAUGUUCACUUUGGAUACCAUGGACAGCAAACCAACUGUACCGUGGAACAAAAGGACAAAAAGGACGUCGCCCUCUGCAGGGGAAUUUCAGACAAACGGGGAAGGAAAGAAACGACAUAACGGAGAAGCCGACACACGUCAACAUAAAAACAUAUAAAACUUAGACAAAACAUAGGUGAUAUGAAACGCUAACUGAAAGUGGGGCAGUUUUUAUGUAUAGUAUAUUUGUUGAACAGAUUCCCUCACAUCCGGUUGUUUUUCUUUGAAAUCUGACAGCUAAAUAGGUCACACUUUGACGGUCAGUCAACAGCACGUGCACAAUCAGCUUUAAUGAUGUUUUACUGUUUUAUUUGUGACGAGACGUUUUUCUUAAACUUGAAUAAAAUAAACCUGAAGUACAGGAGAGGAUUUCAA